Messenger RNA from Macrobrachium nipponense, 930 nucleotides. RefSeq lists its product as uncharacterized. The record is from RefSeq and is a predicted model, not a curated record. The transcript has 4 exons. Bases 1 to 930 code for a protein of 309 amino acids. Gene Ontology annotation, molecular function: nucleic acid binding. NCBI's taxonomy places the organism in Eukaryota, Metazoa, Arthropoda, Malacostraca, Decapoda, Palaemonidae.
AUGGCGAAUGGUCUAGUUGAAAAGUUCAAUGGAACGUUGAAAUCUAUGAUUAAAAAGAUGUGUGCUGAACAACCUACUACUUGGGAUAGAUACCUGCCGGCAGUUCUCUUUGCAUACCGAGAGUCUCCACAAGCAAGCAUGGGGUUUUCUCCUUUUGAAUUAUUAUAUGGGAGAACGGUGCGUGGCCCUUUAGCUAUUCUGAGAGAUUUGUGGGAUAAGGAGAGAAAUGAGGAAGAGGUAAGAACUACUUACGAUUAUGUAUUUCAACCUCCGAGAAAGAUUAGAAGAAACUUGAAUAAAAGUUCUGUAGAAGUUCGAGAAAGUGGAGGUACAAUUGCAGUGGUCGAGGAGGAUCCACAGGAGGAUUUCUCACCCCUACUAGUGCCUGAUACUGGACCUUCACCUACUUGGGAACAAACCAAUCUGAAUAAGGAAUUGCAGGAAAAUCAAAAGCAGAAUCUGGAGGCUCUCCUUAGCCGCUACAGAGCGGUAAUGUCGGAGAUUCCCGGGCGCACUCACGUGAUCAAACACCAAAUCAGGUUUAGAGGGGAUCUCACCAAGAAAAAUCAGCCUAAUGACCUUUUGUGGGAGGAAAUGCAUGACCGGGCGUUUGUUUCUCUUAAGAACAAAAUUGCUGCCGAGCCUAUUCUUUUACUUCCAGAUUUGCAGGCUGAAUUCGUAUUACGUACAGAUGCUUCGAACGCUGGAUUGGGUGCCAUACUUCUGCAAGAAGUGGAUGGAGUGAAGCGUCCGAUUGCUUAUGAAAGUAGAAAAUUGCUACCGAGGGAAACUAAGUAUGCUGCCGUGGAGAAGGAGUGCCUUGCCAUAGUCUGGGGGAUUCAGAAGUUCGCAGUCUAUUUGUAUGGAAGAUACUUCGUUCUGGAGACUGAUCACAAGCCCUUGGCUUAUCUCAGACUGCUCGAGAAUUAA